Messenger RNA from Gallus gallus (chicken), 2844 nucleotides. Its product is annotated as PHD finger protein 13-like. Gene Ontology annotation, molecular function: chromatin binding. Gene Ontology annotation, biological process: mitotic chromosome condensation. NCBI's taxonomy places the organism in Eukaryota, Metazoa, Chordata, Aves, Galliformes, Phasianidae. The record is from RefSeq and is a predicted model, not a curated record. The coding region runs from base 102 to 1145 and encodes 347 amino acids. The transcript has 5 exons.
GGUGCUGACGGCCGCGCUCCGACCGGCGGCGGACGCCGACAGACCGUUCGCUCCGCUCCGCACCGCUGCCGCCGCUGCUGCUGCAGGAGAGCCCGGCGGCGAUGAGCGCCGGUGGGGACGGAGGGCCGCGAUCGGCGGGGAGCAGCCCCGUGCCCAGCCCCGCCUCACCGGGGGGCGAGGAGCCCUCGCAGAAGCGCCAGAGAACCGUGGAGGAUUUCAACCAGUUCUGCACCUUCGUGUUGGCCUACGCCGGGUACAUCCCCUACCCCGAUGAGAAUGAGCCCUGGAGCCACGGCGGCAGCAUGAGCCCCCAGAACAGCACGGGGAGCACGCAGGACAGCGAUAGCUGGGCCUCCUCCCACUCCUCUGAUCUCCAUCUCCUGGCAGAUGACAGGAGCAGCCGCAGCGCGGCCAGGGGGGCUGCAGACAGCAGCCUGCUUCUGGGCUGCCCUGCCUUCCCCACCGGCUUCUAUGAUGUCCGGCCCCAGCAGACGAAGCGGAAGAAGCCGCCGGUGAAGAAACUCAUCUUGGAGCAGGAGGUGGAGAAGCUGAGCGCCGGGAAAGGCUUCGGGUUAGAGCAGGAGCGGGGCACAGAGCUGGCUGCGCUGGAGGGACGGGUGCCGCCUGGCAAAGAAGAGCUCUUAGAGCCCCCCCUCAACCUGGCCGGGGACCCACAGCCCCGCGCCCUCCUGGAGGAGCUGAUGAAGGAGGAGAAGGACUGGGUGCACGGAGCACAGGGAGCGGGGAAGCCAGCAGGAGAUGAGCCGCAGCUAAAGGAGCAGGAGCAGUGCUCCGGAGGGAGGAAAAGCCCCGGUUCUUGUAGUACCUUGGACCAAAGCGAAGGGGAAGAUGCGAGCAGAGGGAGCUCUCAGCUCAGUGCAGAUGAAUUUGCAGCAGCUCCCAACACCAAAGCAGAAGAUGACGACGCCUGGGAUCUGAUCACCUGCUUCUGCCUGAAGCCCUUCGCAGGGAGGCCCAUGAUUGAAUGUAACGAGUGUGCUACCUGGAUCCACCUCUCUUGUGCCAAGAUCCGCAAAUCCAACGUGCCUGAGAUCUUCAUCUGCCAGCGGUGUCGUGACGCCAAGCAGGAGAUUCGCCGCUCCAACAGGGCGCGGACGGUGCCCCGCAAGCGCUUCUGUGACUGAGCAGGGGGGCUGGGGGGGCCCUCUUUCCACCUCAGGCUGUAGCCCAGUCUGGCUAGACAAUCAAUGCAGUAACGGCAGGGGAAGGGCUGGGCUGUGGUGCUGGGCUGUCCCCCUUGCUCCUUGUCUCCUGGAAGCUGCCACGCGUCCUCCCCGGGCGUCGUGUUGACCGCGGAGCUCGGCUACCCCAGAGGUGUUGGGGGAGAGGAGCCGUGCGUUGGGUCACUCAGAUACAUCUCUGUCCUUGCACAAACCUGGCUCUGUGCCUUCCCCCCAGGCCAGCUGAGGAGAACCUGGUCCAAAUAGUUUCCGUGUGGUGUGGUGGAAGCUUACACUUAUUCCAUGGUGUGACUCCCAUCCUCCUUUACCCUCACCGUUGUCCUUGCCUGAGACCUUCAGGUGGGCUGUGAUGGCAAAGCCCCAGUGACCCAAGUUGACCCAAGUUCUCUUCCAGGACGUAGAUAGAGCCCAGGCAAGCUUCCUCUGUGUAGUGUGCUGCUCCCUAGGAUGAGAGGAAGGAAUGAAUAUUGGCCCUGCCCACCCCUGGAGCAGACCAGGCUGCUCCGUGUUGGGCAUCAGGUGUCCAUCUCUGGCUCAUCAGCCCCUCAGGCUGCACAGGGGAGGCCCUGCCCCUGUCUGUGGUGCUCCUGGUUUCAGCUGCUGUGCCUGAGACCUCAGGGUGGUCCCGCUGGGUGAAGAACAGCGUGCAGCAAGGGCAUCCUAUGGUAGAUGGUUAGAAAAGUUCUUUCAGUCCUCUCGGUUCAGAUACUCCGGUUGCACUAAAGUCUCUUGUCUGAAAAAGAUGUGAGGUUGGUGGUAGGAAACCCAGCUACCCUGAGUGAGCAGAGCAUGGGACGGGCAGCGGGAAGCGCUCUGGUUGGUUUUUCUGUGUUCCUCGUUUCAAACAACUGAACCUUGCACCCUGCGGCCAUCUCCUGCCUGCAGGUGGAGCAUCUGUGAUGCUGAGAGCUGAGCUCGGACAGAGCUGGGUGCUGGGAGGGCUUUGCUUCCGACUGUGCCCUCCAGCUGAGAAAGUAUUGUGUUGGCUGGUUGGGUUCUUUUUUUUUUUUUUGUAUUUUUCUUUCGUUUUCCUCGACACAUAGAGUGAAGUUUGAUGUCAGGAACGGGCCUUAAGCCCCUUCUCCUAUGCAACUGCUGCUCUGGAGGUACAGGACCUACCUUUCAGUUCAAAGCGGAAGGCUUUUCCCCAUUGCCCUUGGUUGUGAGCGGUGUGUGCGCUCUGGGGCCCCACGUGCACUGACUGUCCAGAUCCCACUUCACAGCCCCUCCAAAGAGCCUGGCCCGGUGCCUUCUGCACUUUGUGGAUGGGGAACACAGACCCCGCUGCUGUCCCGGUGCCACCUGGCCCGGCCCUGGCACGCUGCUGCUGGAGCGGGGCGUGGGACAGCCCCAACUCGCCCAUCCCAUCACUAAUUCUCUUAGCUGGGUUCUCUCCUACUUGCACAUCUGGUUACUAUGGGACCACAGCUGGGGGAGGUGGGGGGGCGUCCCCCCCCCCAACCACCCAGCAAUCCCCAGGCUCAUCCCCGUGCCUCUCCUCCUGUGGAAAGCCUGGGCCCCAAAAGUGCUUUAUGUUUUUUUACAGUUACUUUGUAUUGAUAUGUAAAAUAGCAAAUUCUGGUCCUUGCCCUGUGGAGUGUGGCUGGAGUCGUAUGUACAUAAUAAAGUACUUUUGCCAUAA